AUAGUUAUAAUUAUUAAUUAUAAUAAAUAAUAAUUGUUAUUACUUAUUAUUUAGAUUUGACUGAUUGACUGUGAGAAAUUCUUCGUCAUUGGAUUUUAAGUAACAUUUUGAAUUAUUUCGAAUCUGGAUAAGUUGCACCUGUACGGUUCGUUUUGUUUGUAUUACUAUUAUUUUAAUGUUGCAUAGUACUGGUACGUACUGCGUCGGUUGAUUUAUGUUUAUUUCGUAGUUCAUACGAAUUACGAUUUACGAUACCGUCGCCAAAACGCCGAUACUCGAUAGCAAUACAUUGUCCAGAUUUUGGUUAUAAGUGUACAUUUUUUUAUAAAACAGCCGAGAUGUCUGAUUCUGUUGGUUGGUGCUUAAUCGAAAGCGAUCCCGGCGUGUUUACUGAACUGAUUCGCGAACUAGGCGUGACUGGAGCUCAAGUCGAAGAAUUGUGGACACUGGACAGCAGCUUGUUUGACGCAAUCAAGCCUGUUCACGGUUUGAUAUUCCUCUUCCGGUGGAUAGGAGAAGACCAACCUGAUGGACCAAUUGUCAGAGAUUCAAGGAUUGAAAAGUUAUUCUUUGCUAAACAGGUUAUUAAUAAUGCUUGUGCUACACAGGCUAUUUUAAGUGUACUAUUUAACUGUCGUCAUCCAGAUAUUGACAUUGGCACUACCCUAAGCGAAUUCAAAGAAUUUUCUCAAAAGUUUGAUGCUAAUAUGAAAGGUCUGGCUUUAAGUAAUUCACAAAAAAUUCGCUCUGUACAUAAUUCUUUUGGAAGGAGCAAUUCUAUUUUUGAAUUUGAUGAUACUGCUAAGCCAAAAUCAAAAGAUGACGAAGCUUAUCAUUUUGUCGCAAUUGUGCCUAUUGAAGGUCGUCUUUAUGAAUUAGAUGGAUUGAAAGAAGGCCCAAUUGACUUAGGAUUAAUAAAACCCAAUACAGAUUGGGUUGAAGCUGCAAAACCAUUUAUUGAGAAAAGGAUAAAUAAAUAUAAAGAAGGUGAGGUUCACUUUAACUUGAUGGCAGUAGUAUCUGAUAGGAAAUUAAUUUUGGAACAACGACUAUUGAGUCUGAAAACAGAAGAAUUGGAUGAAGCAACUAAAAAUAUUGAAGAAAGUAACAUCCGUAUGAAAAUUGCUGACGAGGAAGAUAAAAUGAAACGAUACAAAAUUGAAAAUGCUCGCCGUAAACAUAAUUAUUUACCAUUAAUUGUGGAAAUAUUGAAGUUAUUGGCCAAGGAUGGAAAGUUGGUACCUUUGUAUGAAAGAGCUAAAGCAAAAACCUUAGAAAAGGAAAAACAAAAAGUUGGCAAAGUAUAGUUAGAAAUUAUGUAUCAUGAAAACAUCAACAGAUUUGAAAACAUAAAAUUACAAAAAUUUUUUUGAGAAUAAGACCGAUUGAUAUUAAAAAGUGAUGCAUAUA
Molecule: messenger RNA, 1410 nt
Organism: Diuraphis noxia (Russian wheat aphid)
Lineage: Eukaryota; Metazoa; Arthropoda; Insecta; Hemiptera; Aphididae
Gene: Uch-L5
Product: ubiquitin carboxy-terminal hydrolase L5
Biological process (GO): protein deubiquitination; ubiquitin-dependent protein catabolic process
Cellular component (GO): cytoplasm
Molecular function (GO): cysteine-type deubiquitinase activity
Source: RefSeq, a predicted model, not a curated record